Molecule: messenger RNA, 1407 nt
Organism: Serpula lacrymans var. lacrymans S7.9
Lineage: Eukaryota; Fungi; Basidiomycota; Agaricomycetes; Boletales; Serpulaceae
Exons: 13
Coding region: 1-1407 (468 amino acids)
Biological process (GO): transmembrane transport
Molecular function (GO): transmembrane transporter activity
Source: RefSeq, a predicted model, not a curated record
AUGUCUUCAGAAGAGAGUCCUCUCCUGCAUUCGGAGGAUCAGGAGCGAGAUGAAAGGCGCGUUGCACAUCUGGCGCUGUACAGUCGUUUCAACCAAUCCCAAAAAAGAACGAUCCUCUUCAUCGUGUCCUCGGCUGGUCUGCUACCAAUGUUCGUAGCUGGGUCAUUUAUUCCAUCUAUUCCUCAAAUUGCUCGCGACUUGAAUUCAACUGGUGCCAUAGUCAGUCUGGCAGUAAGUCUAUCUAUAUUUUCCUUCGCCAUUGGUAGCUUGUUCUGGGCUUCCAACUCUACAUUCUAUGGUCGUCGACCUGUAUAUUUAUAUGGAUUGCCUAUACUAUGCAUUGGGAGUGUCGGAGUAGCAGCGUCAUCGACAUUACAAAGUCUUCUCUUUUGGCGUGUCCUGCAGGCUUUUGGUUCUUCGGGUGGUCUGUCUGUGGGAUCUGGUGUCAUUGGUGAUAUAUAUAAGCUGGAAGAGCGCGGGACCGCGAUGGGCAUAUUUUUCGGGGCCUGCCUCCUCGGACCUGCUUUGGCACCUCUCGCUGGAGGUACCGCUGCUGAAUAUGCAUCGUGGCGGAUCAUGCAGCUCAUACUGGGAGGUUGGGGCUUGAUCGCAAUCGUUUUGGUGUUCCUUUUUCUCCCAGAAACUACUCAUCCUGGUACUAGAGGGAAGGACAAGGUCCCAGAAACUGAGAGGAGGCGAUUCAAGCUCGUGAAUCCAUUCGAUAGCUUGUGGUUGUUGCGCAGCCCAAAUGUACUGACCACUUCUAUAGCCGGCGGUUUGAUUUUAGUGUCAGAUUACUUUCUGCUCGUCCCCUUGGCAUAUACAAUUGGCGCACGCUACCAUAUCGAAAAUCAAGCUCUGAUUGGUGCCUGUUUCCUCCCUUGUGGUCUGGGAAAUUUGAUUGGUGCUCCGUUGACUGGACGCCUUUCUGAUAAAAUUGUAAAAGCGUGGAAAGUACGCCGCAAGGGUGAAUGGGUACCCGAGGAUCGACUCCGAGCGGCUUGGGUGGGCGCGCUCUAUUUGGCUCCGCUCUCCGUUUUAUUUUCUGGUCUUAUCACCACGUACAUAGGGGGACCCAUUGGGCUCACGCUCAACAUGAUCUGUCUCUUCAUGAACGGAUUGGGGGUUGACUUUGUUCUAACACCAUGCGCCGCUUAUUCAGUCGAUAUUUUGCAUUCCCGCAGUGCUGAAAUACAAGCUGCGAAUAGUGCUUUCCGGUCCCUCAUCACGGCGCUUGCGGUUGCGGCGGUAUUACCGUCUAUCGACCUUAUUGGUUUAGUGGCUACGAAUACCAUCGCUGCAGUCCUGGCAUGGGUUGCUUUCGGUCUUCUUUGGAUGACGAUUCGUUAUGGAGACAGGAUGAGAGCUUGGGUAGAUGUUGGAUUCUCUACCAUCAACGACAACUAA